Fonsecaea erecta is the source of this 1668-nucleotide messenger RNA. RefSeq lists its product as hypothetical. NCBI's taxonomy places the organism in Eukaryota, Fungi, Ascomycota, Eurotiomycetes, Chaetothyriales, Herpotrichiellaceae. The transcript has a single exon. Bases 1 to 1668 code for a protein of 555 amino acids. Gene Ontology annotation, molecular function: transcription cis-regulatory region binding; DNA-binding transcription factor activity. The record is from RefSeq and is a predicted model, not a curated record. Gene Ontology annotation, cellular component: nucleus. Gene Ontology annotation, biological process: positive regulation of transcription by RNA polymerase II.
AUGUCUGACCACUCCGUUGCCACGGGCUAUCUGGGCGCGACGAAUCAAAGGUCGUUCCCUCUUUACGAGAUGUGCACCUGGGAUCAGACCGGAAGCCUGGUUUUGCGAGCUGGGGGUGAUCCUGUGUCUGAUUUGAACCAACAGGCUUUUCAGUUGACGGACUUGGUGGAUAUUGCCGUAUCCGACUUUGACCUGGAAGCGUGGGAUGGGAGACAAAGUCGAGUCUCGAAAUUGCCGAGCCCGGUGGACGCCCGUUCCCAUGUCAAUGAACCAGAAGACGAGCCUUUCUCGAGCCAGAACCAACACCAGCAGAAUGCUACGGUGGGUCUUUCCCAGCAUAUUUUCAAUCUUCCUUCGGCACUCUCAGACUACUUUUUUCGUGAGGUGAUCGCGCUAUUCUGUGCCUGGGAUAGCAACCAUAAUAUCAUGAGAAUAAUCACCGAAAACAACUUUCAAUCGUCGGGGAUGUUAUAUCAUACGAUGCAGAGCAUGGCGGCGGCAUGCCUGGCAAAAGACUUGCCGUAUCUGGUAGCGGUGGGCAGACGAGAACGGGCGCAGGCUUUGCAACUCGUGCAGAGCAGCUUGAAGAGACCUGGCCCGUCUACGCAGGCAGAUGUCGUCUUGUCAAUGCUGCUGCUGGGCCAUGGGGCAUGUUGGUUUGAUCCACUGAACCUCGGGGUCGACCAUUUCAAAGCGGUCCGCACCGUUCUGGCCCGACGCAACCUGGAGGUAGACGACUCUUCCUCCAUCUGGUCCUUCUUUGAAGGGAGUCUGGAGUAUUGGGCAAUGCUUCUCUCGUUUUUGACUAAUAUUGAUGACUUGGACGACCGGAUUGAGCAACCUACCACGAAUUACGCAGGCCCACAGUCGAUCCUUCUCCCAUCCCCAACAUUGCCCCAUCCAUUCAGCGGCAUAUCGCGUGAUGUCAUCCGCAUUCUCACUGACGUGGGGUUGGUGGUGUUUCGAUAUCGCAAACGCAUCUCCAGACUUGUAUUUUGGACCGAACAGGAUCUCGAAUUCUUCCAUAAGUCGAUCAAAAAGGCGCGGCUGCUGGAACGACGGCUCUUGAGCCAUAAAUCUGCAGAUAGCUCGACGGUCAUGGAGCCGGGUGAUGAGAAAACUUCUGUGUCGCAUCUCCAGAAGAUGGACGAAGCAUAUCGUUGUGCCGGUCUCCUCCAGCUGUACCGCGUAUUUCCAGAUCUUUUGGCCGAGCGAUAUAAUCCUUGGGACAAAGACGAACUCUUGCAUUCAAGACCCGCAUCCAAAAAUCCCACAGCUGAAGAGCAGAACGUAUGGCUCACCAAGCUGGGGUUGCACAUCCUCGGCCUUCUCCGGGACAUCCCCUUUGAAUCUCACACACGGAGUAUGCAGCCAUUCCUUUUGGUUACAGCGUCAAGUGAGCUUCGCUAUCCAUCAGCAGUUUUGAAAGCCAAAUUCCAGUCUGGGGGGUUGCGGACAGUAUGUGAUCAUGCAUCCAUUGAGAUAGCUCGUGCGCGGCGCUUCACUAGUUCACGCUUGUCGGCGUACUCUCACAUUCUACCCUUGAACAAGGUCAAGAAGAUCCUCACAUUGGUUAAUACAAUAUGGGAAGUCUCCGACAAAGGUGAACAUAAUACCUACUGGGUUGAUGUGGCGCAGAGGGAACGACUUCAAACUAUAAUGGGGUGA